Ailuropoda melanoleuca (giant panda) is the source of this 11150-nucleotide messenger RNA. RefSeq names its product G protein subunit alpha z (gene GNAZ). The transcript is spliced from 4 exons. Bases 2513 to 3580 code for a protein of 355 amino acids. The record is from RefSeq and is a predicted model, not a curated record. Lineage: Eukaryota; Metazoa; Chordata; Mammalia; Carnivora; Ursidae. Gene Ontology annotation, biological process: adenylate cyclase-modulating G protein-coupled receptor signaling pathway. Gene Ontology annotation, cellular component: heterotrimeric G-protein complex; cytoplasm. Gene Ontology annotation, molecular function: GTP binding; GTPase activity; G protein-coupled receptor binding.
CACAAAGGAGCCAAUUUCUGUUUGUUCUUUUCUUGUUGUUGUUGUUGUUGUUGUUUUAAAAAUGUCGUGCUCAUGCUUUCAGGAGCGAGGCGGUAUCGUGCUGUGGUUUUGGUCUGCAUUGCCCCGUCAGUGAUGUUGAGCAGCUUUUCAUGCGCUUAUUGGCCAUGUGUUUAUCUUCUUCAGAGAAAUGUGCGUUCAAGUCCUUCCCCCAAUUUCCAGUCAGGUGGUUUGUUUUGCUGCUGAGGUUUACUUCUCCGUGUGUUCCAGAUAGUAACCCCUUAUCCAAUAUGUGAUUUGCAGGUAUUUGCUUCCAACCCGUAGGUUACCUUUUUACCUGUUGAUAGUGCCUUUUUAGGCACAAAAUUUUGUAAUUUUUAUGCAGUCCAGUUUAAUUUUUUUUCUUUUGUUGCCUGUAGCCUUUGGUGUCAUAUCCAAGAGAUCGCUGUCAAAUCCAGUGUCAUGUAGCUCUUGACCUAUGCUUUCUCCUAAAAGUGCUAUAGUUUUACGUCUUUGAUCCAUUUUAAAUUAAUUUUUUUUUGAUGUUUGGUAAGGGCAUCACUAUUUUUCCAAGAAAACCCCAUCCUGGCAGGAGGGACCAGAGAAAGGAAGGACACACUGGAGAGAGGUACAAGCCACAGGUGGGGACAGGGCACCCCGCUGGCGGGUGGCAGCCGUGCGUGAGCUGGCCUGUGAAGAACAGGCGGAAUUCCGGUACAGGAGCGAGGCGAGGGGCCACUGACAAGCAGCAGCCCCGGGUGACCGAGCUAGCCUCCAGAGGACAGCCUGUGCUGAGGCUGGCAGGCUCCCCAGGCCCAAGCUGCAAGGGGAGGGAUUUGGGUUUGGGAAGGAUCUGGCCGCAGAGCCAUCAUGUGUGGCACUGGGAGGACGCGGCCAAUGCUUGGUCCGUUUGGGUGCAGCUCUGCAUGGAGGCAGGGGACUGGCCUGCAUGACCCCAGGCCAUGUCACGUGUCUGGGCUAGACCAUGUCCCAAGAGUGGGGUCACUGCAGGGUGCUCGAGACAUGGAGACUUGGUGCCUGGUUGCUUCUUGUCUAGGUAGCAGUGAACACUGGUAGGAACCUGCCAUUCCGGGUGAUCUUUGUCCCCAUCACUGACCAGCCGAGGGAGAACUGGUCACUCGGUGCCUGAGUGUACCUCAGAUUCUCAAACACAAAUUAAGGAAAACAAUAAUGACAACAUGGGGCACGGCCUGCGUAGCUGGCCUUGCCUUCAGGAGGGAGGGCACUGGCGGGGAGGGCCCCAGGUGGCCUGGGUGGCUGCUGGGGACUUUGGACUCCUUUCUACACCUGAAGGGACGCCGGGUCAUCAGCAGGGCCGAGGGAGCAGCCACCGGGUCCCUGUUCCACACUCUGACAGUCCAGGGUGGAGAGAGGCAAGCCUGGGGUGGCAUGAGAGACAAGGCGUUGUUAAUGCCCCGACACUUGUUUACAAACCUCUCUUAUAACAAAAGUCCAUUCGAGAAGAUACAGGAAAUAUGGUAAAAUGCAGAGGAGAAGAAGAAAAAAAAACCCUUAUAAUCCCACAGCCUAGGACUCACUGCUGCUUGAAUUCCUUCCCUGACCUCUGCUCGCAUAGUGGGUACACGGCCUGCGUGUCCCCUACCCGCAGUCCAGUGGGACUAUGGGGAAACAGCGAAGUUCCUCAGCCUCUUCACGCCUGAGUCUUUCCCUUCCUCUCUGCCACCAGCACUCAUUGAGUGCCCAUGGUGUGCAGGGUACUGCAUGGCUCCCAGGCCCCCAGGGGAUGGGGAUUUAGCACACAGGCCGUGCUUGGUUCUAAGGGACACUCACAGGUGAUGAGGACAGUGGGGUACUGGCUGCCCCUGGCUGGGUUCCAGGCCCUGCACUGAACACUCUGCCUCGAACAGAUGCUUGUGACCAGUGAGGGACAGGCUCUGUGACGUGGAGUCCAGUGCCCAGGCCACACAGCUGGGAUGAGACUCAUCAUCUUGGAAGCACUGGGAGCACAUGAAGUUUCGACCAAGGGGGAGAGGUGGCAUGAGGGGCGCUUGCAGGGCCCCUGGCUGUGGAGGCAGGUGAAGGGCGGACGCCCAAGGCAGGGGGGCCGCAGGGAGCGCCCGCGGCACCGGGGGCUGGCCUUCCAGCCUCACUUAGCAGCACCGCCACGGCAACCGGCAGUCAGACGGCAGCAGCCUAGGCAGACGCUAGAGUACAGCUUCCCACCGUCGGGAGGACAGGGAAUGACGGCGGCAUAUCGGGCCCCACAGUGGCCUGGGCAGGUGGAGUGUCACCAGAGGGAGGGCUCGGCCACCUCCUCGUGACAGGCGAUCACCAUGCCAGCUGGAGAAGAGGUGUUGGGGCAGGGGCUGCAGCGUGGCAUGGCCUCACCCCCCCACCCGCGCUGAGCGCUCCGAGGGCAGCAGGGCUCCGUCUGCCGGGCACCCCUGGCCCGCGUCUCAGCGUCCCCUGCUCGUGGCCACAGGAAGAAGCGCCCCGUCCCGUGCUCUGCAUCUGGGCCCGCCGCUGCCGGACCAUGGGAUGUCGGCAAAGCUCAGAGGAGAAAGAGGCGGCGCGGCGGUCCCGAAGAAUUGACCGCCAUCUGCGCUCAGAGAGCCAGCGGCAGCGCCGCGAGAUCAAGCUGCUCCUGCUGGGCACCAGCAACUCGGGCAAGAGCACCAUCGUGAAGCAGAUGAAGAUUAUCCACAGCGGGGGCUUCAACCUGGAGGCCUGCAAGGAGUACAAGCCCCUCAUCAUCUACAACGCCAUCGACUCGCUGACCCGCAUCAUCCGCGCCCUGGCCGCCCUCAAGAUCGACUUCCACAACCCGGACCGCGCCUACGACGCCGUCCAGCUCUUCGCGCUGACGGGCCCUGCCGAGAGCAAGGGCGAGAUCACCCCCGAGCUGCUGGGCGUCAUGCGGCGGCUGUGGGCCGACCCCGGGGCGCAGGCCUGCUUCGGCCGCUCCAGUGAGUACCACCUGGAGGACAACGCGGCCUACUACCUGAAUGACCUGGAGCGCAUUGCCGCACCCGACUACAUCCCCACUGUUGAGGACAUUCUGCGCUCCCGGGACAUGACCACGGGCAUCGUGGAGAACAAGUUCACCUUCAAGGAGCUCACGUUCAAGAUGGUGGAUGUGGGCGGGCAGAGGUCAGAGCGCAAAAAAUGGAUCCACUGUUUCGAGGGCGUCACAGCCAUCAUCUUCUGUGUGGAGCUUAGUGGCUACGACCUGAAACUCUACGAGGACAACCAGACGAGUCGAAUGGCAGAGAGCCUGCGCCUUUUCGACUCCAUCUGUAACAACAACUGGUUCAUCAACACCUCACUCAUCCUCUUCCUGAACAAGAAGGACCUGCUGGCGGAGAAGAUCCGGCGCAUCCCGCUCACCAUCUGUUUCCCCGAGUACAAGGGCCAGAACACCUACGAGGAGGCCGCUGUCUACAUCCAGCGGCAGUUCGAGGACCUGAACCGCAACAAGGAGACCAAGGAGAUCUACUCCCACUUCACCUGUGCCACCGACACCAGUAACAUCCAGUUUGUUUUUGAUGCGGUGACAGAUGUCAUCAUACAGAACAAUCUCAAGUACAUAGGCCUUUGCUGAGGAGCCAGGCUGGCCAGUUUGCCUGUGGCGAAACCCCUGGGGUGUCACACCCCCAUUCGUGCUAGGGAGACCUGGCCCAGGGGCAGAAAACGGGGGCCUGAGGAAUGUCCCCCCCCGCCCCUCCACCUCCUUGGCCCCCACGUUUCCGCAAACAUAAAUAUAUAUGGAUAGAUUGCUAGGUAGGUAGACACGCACAUGCACACAUACACGGUCUGGAGAUGGCCAAGUUCCCCAAAGCGUCGGAGCCUCUUGAAGACUUAAGCAGCUGUCACCAAGUUCACUACAAGCCCUUCCUGCCCCUUCACCUUGCCUUCCCGAGUCGGCCCCACUCUGCAUGGGGGUCCCCAUGGGACUAUGAGGAGAGGCAGCUGGGUCAUCUGGAGGAAGCCAGCUCUGCCCAGGCUUUGGACCGGGGACCCUGCUGCUGACCAGGAGAGGACCAGAGCAGGGUCUGUGCGCCUUCCCUGCUGGCCUACUCUGUACCACGUUUGUUCUGGAACCUGGGUGUGAGGCCAGAUGACAGCACUAACCAGACCUCUAGCCACUCACAGCUCUUUUUAAACAGCUUCAAAAUAUGCAGCAAAAAUCCACACAAUAACAUGAGUGGCACGAUUUGUUUCAAACUAGGCCAGCUGGGUUCCAGCUUUUCUUCUACUAGUCUGAUGUUUUAUAAAUCAAACCCUGGUUUUUCUUCUCUGACAUCCUUUUUUUUGGCCAAAUCUCGUGGUGUUUCGCAGAAAAACGGAAAAUUUCAAAUGCAGUUGAGUAUUCUUUUUUAAAAUGCAGAUUUUCAAAACAUAUUUUUUUUUCAGGUGGUCCUUUUUGUGUCUGGCUUGCUGAGUGUAAAAGUUGUUAUCUGGAUGAGUCUGUCCCUCUGCUCCCGAGCAACAGUGGGGUGGACGGCCGCCCUACGGCAGCGUCGCGGGGCCGCAUUGUACAUAAGCCCCUGCAGCGUCCUCCUGUAACCGGUGCGGUUUCUGCUUUGUUUUUAUUUCAGAAAAUAAAUGUGAUGUAUUUAAAGAAGGUUCUUCACCUCAGAGCGAAUGAACAAUAGCUAAAUGUCUUGGUAUUUAAAGAGUAAAUUAUUCGUGGCUUUGCAAGUGGAGGAAGGGGAAGCGGGAGAUGGGGCCCCAGCCCCGGCAUGUUCCACACCUGAGACGGGCUGAGAGCCACUACAACUCCUGUGAGGGCUCAGCCAGCAUUAUAGCCUGAGGGAGGCCCUGCCGGGACCUCGCACUCCGGCCCUGCCUGUCCCAGGGCCUGUGGCACCCGCCACCACGGAAGGACCUUGGCCCAGGGCCACAUGUAAAUAUGAAUCCCCGCCGUCAAGAGGGAAGGCGCCGCCAAAGCCCUUGCCAAAUCUCCUUUUCUCUCAGCCUCGGUUCGGUACCUGUAUGUCCAAGGUCAGUGUGUGGAAUCACAGCCAAGGACUUGAAGAGAUGUACAGAGGGAAAGAGGAGCUGGUGAUUGUAUGAAAGUUAAAGAUUGUCUACUUUAAGAAAAUAAAAUAACCUGAAUGAGCUGAGCCUUGUCCUGCCGUGCUGUGAGUGUGUGCGGCUGACCCACGGGAGGGUACCCAGAGACAUCAUCCAUGCCCAGCUGGCUUCUUCUCUCCCCUAAUCCACACAUUCGGGCACAAUCACUUUGAAAUGAACAUCAAGAAUAAACGACCUCGAGCAAGGAAAGAAACUGCAAGAGAGAGGAGCCCUGCCAGGCCCAUGUUUCUGGAGGGGCUGAGGUUUGGGGGUGAUUGGCUCCGAGACCCCCGCCCAGCACUGGCCCAGGCUGCACCAUCACCCAGACCCCUCAUGGCCUAAAGACACCUCUCCCAAAGUGCAAGAGGUGGACGGCCUGGAGGGUUCCCACAAUGCCUAACAGGGAAGGUGGGGUCCUGCAGGGUGCGAGGAGGAGGGGUCCCCCACCGUCCCACUGUCUGCUGCCUCUUGGCUUGUGUGGUUAGAGGCAUCUCCAUGUGGUAGAAGGCACUAAUGAGGAGUCGAGCGAGUGAGUGCAUGCUGCACCAGGCCCCUUACAGAGGGCUUGAACGCCUCUACCACAGCAGAUUGUCAGCUGGGACCCGUUUUACAGAAGAGGAAAGGUGCUCAAGGUCAAGGUCGGGGACUGGUGGAGCAGAGAGGCAAGUGUUUCCCCAAGCCCAGGAUUCUUGCCUGACUCUCCUCCUGAUCACUCUGCCCCCAGACAGGAUCCCACAGGGAGCACAGAGCCGCUCUGCCCUCCUCCUCAAAUCCAGGACCUACACAGAGCUGCGAGUGAGGACCAGCAGUCGGAGACACACACAUGCGCGCACGCAGAUACACAUUACAGAGACACACAGACAGAUCGGGCUCUCUCCCUCCCCCACCCCGAGCCCUCAUGGGGAUUCCCUUCACGCCUUCCCACAUCACCAAACAGCAGACACCCAAGGGGACUUUUGUAUAAGAAGAAAUAGCAUGUGACUUAAAAUCUUUGAGACUUAUUUUACGCUUUCAAUGCCAACUGUGAAAAGAGCAGUAAUUUCACCGUGCGCAUCCUUCACCUAAAAAUACACAGCUAGAAGGAAAAUAGGAGGAUUCUGCCUUCCCUCCUGAUGUACUCAACAAUGGGAGGUGGCUUCCCUGGGCCAGCACUCCUGGCUCCCAGAGCCCAGUCAGCCAACUCUUCCAGGGCCCCCCCUCCACCGUGAUCCGUCUGCACCUUUUUUCCUCGUAAACCUCCCCUGUGAUCUGCGACACGAACUGCCCCUUCCUGCCUCAUAUCACUGACACCUCUGACAAGUAUGUUCCCUAUACUCCCUUCCGUGACAUUUCAGAGACCAUGCAUUCAAUGCAUUUUAUUUUUCAUUUCUUAUGUUGCCUAUUUUUAUUGAGUAUAAUUGACAUUCCAUCCUGUUAGGUUCAGGUAUUCCUCCUAGUGAUUCAGUACUUUCCUAUACGUUAUGAAAUGAUCCCCACGGUAAGUCUAGUCACCCUCCGUCUGUGCCAGCUCUUCCUCUUGUGGGCCUGCUACAUCCCCCUUUUGCUCUGCUCAUUAUGCUGACAUGCCUUUCCCCAUGCUCACAGUCCAAGACGGUCUAUCUCUCGAGGCCCAGCCCACUCCCCUCCCUCCCACACCCCACUGCAAAAAGCACCCAUGCCAGGGCGAGGUGGGAAGGGGAUCUGGCCCAGUCUGACCCACCUUCUUCCUCCACUGUGCCCGAUCACUACCCAGCAUGGAGAAGGCACCUGCUAAGCUAAAGGUCCAGGAAGGGUUCACCGAUGGUGGCAUCAGCCAGAGGGAAAUGAGCUGCAGGACCAGCAGCAGAGGGACUGGUGAGAGGAAGCCAGAGUUGGCAGGAGGCUGAUCCUAAGGGGAGAGACUCUACCCUGUCCAGGGGGAGCUGGCCCAGCCUCGCCCUCUGCAGGUGACUAACCACAGCCCAAGUCCCACGAUGUGGCCAAAGACUCCCUCUGAUAGGGCACACCACCAUGUGGGCUCUAGGGUAUUGCCAUCCGCCCCUAUAGCUCUCGUGGCCACCUGAGAUGGACCCAUGGGUCCCAGCUCCCCUCAGUGACUGCUCACCACAUGGCCCUGGGCUGAACCUGGUACACCCUCAUCUGAUUCCAUCCUCCUGACACCUGGGAAGCCGAGAUUACUGGUUCUGUCUUAUAGAGGGGAAAACAGAGACCCGCAGGGGGGAAUGACUUCCCAGCACCACACAGUGUAACAAGUGACCUGACCAGGCCUGGGUCCCCAGGGCCAGUGCUCCAUCUGUCCACCCUCCCUGGAGCCCACGCAAGGCCCUGGCCAUCUAGGACAAAUGGGGAUGGGGUGCAGGUCUGCUGCCUCAGGGGCAAGUGCUGGGGAGGGCCGCAGUCCCCAUGAGGACAAGGGGGCCCCACCAAGGCUGGACGGCUUCCUGGGCGCUCACCUCACUAAGAGAUGAGCCGGGUGAGGGGCUUCAGUGCUGAGGUAGGUCCGAGGCCAGGGACCAGCUGCUUCUGCCCAGCACCUGUGCCAGAAGGACUUGACCCGCUUUGUGUAACGAGCUCUCCCAAACUGCCUGGGAAUAUUAUGAGAACCUUAUAGAGAGAGCUGAGAAAGACUGCCCGCUCCAAGAGAGCCGGUGAGGGUAGCUGCUGAGAUGGUGACCUGCCUUGACCGGGCCAUGCGGGGAAAGGCUCUCCCGGCCGGAGAAGACCAGUGGAUGGGGAGGGUGAGAGGAGAGGAGGCUUCAAGUGGGUGCACCAGGCUGGGAACCAGGUGGGCAGUGUCACCGUUGGUGGGAAUCGUCCUUUGUCUGAGAAGGGGGCAACUGCCCACCACAGACUGUCAGGCUGAGGACAUGCCUAGAGCCUGCGGCACCCGGUCCUGAAGGCAGGCGAGAAAGGAAAUUCCCACCCCUCUGAGGCAGCCAGCCCCAUCCCUCCACUCUCUGGUGUCAGAGCCAGGAGGAGCCAGGGCUGCUCCAGGCCACCUCCCCAGGCAGCCCCCGAGGAGGGAAAGGGGUACAGCAGCUUGCCUGCCCAAGACUGCCUGGCCGAGGCACACUGCAGAAGAGGGAGAACACCGUUUUGCUUCUCCAGGAGCCCCUCUCCCUAGGCUUCUGCUACUCCCUCCCCUUCAGCUCUGAUGUGCCCCCACACCUCAAAAUUCCCAAGAUCAGAAUUGCAUCUGACAUCAAGCCCAGUAAGCCCUGUCCCUCCACAGAAGAGGACUGAGAACAGCCUCUCUGUCUCCCUCCCCACUCCCUGGCUGGAGCUCGCCUCUGGGCAGGGAGGGGCACCUGUUUUGACCCCCCACAGCCCCACCCCAGCCAGGCUGCACCUGGUUUGUUGGUAUGUCAGAGACAGAGCAGUCCCUGCACCGUGCUGCUGCCACAGCUGGGCCAGCAGCUCAGAGCUCAGUCCAGACUCACGGGUGCACCCAGUCAAGCUGGUUCCGGGCCACCCUCCGAGGGCCCAAGGGGCCGGGGCCAUGGCCAGUGGGGCUAGUAGGGAGACGCGUCCAGGGCCCCGGUGCUAUUCAGAUGCAUCCUAAAGUCCAGUUACAGAAGAAUCCUCAUUCUUGGCGUCAGAGUUCUCUCCUGUCACGCCUGGCCACAAAAUAAGACCUGUUUCUGUGUGGGGUUAGCAGAAACGAGGGAGCAGACCGAGAUUCCCCCAGAAUUCCCAGCGGUCACUCAGGACCCUGCUGACAGGAAACCCGGCCUGGAGGCUUCUGGGCAGCAUUUGCCUCUACAAUCCUGGUUUCUCUUCGCCUGACGUGCAGCACCCGGGGGCCUGAGAGGAGAGCCAGGACCCUUCAGGCAGUCAUCGGUCCUAUGGCACCCCCUGCUGGUUCCUCUGGGAAGCCACACGGCAGUCCCGAUCCCACCAGGCCCAAGGACUCCCAGGGAAGACCUCUGUUUCCCUAUGGACACCUCGUAUUGUGGACGAAGAAAUUGAGGCACAGUGGCUGGAAGAGAUCAAGGGUGCAACACAGGAGUUGAAUUAAUGAAGGAGGGAAGGAGUGAACUGCCGCAAAUAACUAACAAAUGAUCCUUUAAAAUGUGGCAUAAAGCCUGCUAAAACCGAUAUUUGUUGAGCACCAGGCAGUCGGCCAGGUGCAGAGGGUGCCUUCUAGGGCGGCAGUGGAUAGAAAACCCAUGCGAAUGACCACCAGUAGGAGAGCCAGCUGAGUCAGACUGCCAGGCACACAGGCACACAGACUCCCCUGCUCCGUGAUCAAGCCGAUGCUCCGACAGGCUAUGCUACUGCCCAAGGUCACACACUGGUUAAAAGUACAGCCGCUGAAGGAGAUGCACCCACCCCACCCCGAGGCCCAGCGAGGACGCCACCUGGGACACAGCCACACUGGCCACCCCAGAAGCCACCGUGCUCAGAGUCCCCCCAGGCGGACUUCUUGGGGCGUCUGCCAUACCCUGUGUCUCCCUCUCUCCCUCCAGCUUUCCCCCCCACCACCACUCCCGCACAUCCCUCACAGAGUGUCCCAGGCCUCCCUUCCAGGCACGUCACAACAAGCAGCACCCAAGAAAACCUGUGAUAGAGGGUGUGGCUCGCUCCUGGGGCCCCCAGAGAGGCUUGUCAGAACCACACCCCCCCUACUCCUUAUGAUGUGCCCAGUGCUUGUGCAUUCCAGAACAAUUUUGCAGGACGGAGAGAGAAGCGGGGCCCUCCCCGCCAGAACACUGAUUACCGUAGAGCUUCUGUAACUCUACGGAACUCUUACACUGUUAGAACAAAAUAGGGCAGAAUAUCUUCAUGAGCUCUUAAGAAGCACAAAACACACACACACACACCGAGGGAAAAACAGAUGAAACUGACUACAUUCAAAUGAAAAACUGCUGGGCUAAUGGAUAAACAAAUAAACAGUGAAAAGCCAUGCAACAACCCAGGAAAUGGUAUUUGCAAUGCGUGUAGCCAACGAAGGGUUGGAAUCCAGGAUGAAUGAAACACUCCCUCAGAUCAAUAAGAAAUGGAAAAACAACUCAACAGUGUGCUCUGGCUCCAGGGAGACACUGGGCAGGAGAGGAGAUGCGGGCUGCGCCAGGCAGAGAAAAGAUGCCUCCUCUCCCAGCCACAGGGGACGGCAAAGCCACACAAGAGUGCAACAACACCACACACCAUCAGGUUGCCGGUGAGGAUGUGCAACGGGCUCUCUCCUGGCUGGAGGAGGGCGGGCCGGGAAGCAAUUGAAGCCUCUGGCCAAACUGAAGGCCAUGCAUUCUCCCGCCUCCACAAGGAUGCUCUCCUCCAGCAGAGGCCUUGGAGGGACUCCAGGAAAAUCUGAGCGGGAAUGCUCAGGAUCAGAAACAACCAGCCCGCCCCAUGAGCCAAGCACGGACCGCGACCUGCAGCAUGACGCAUGAGUGACCUGCAGUGGAGACCGAGAGGCCACCUGAUGCCCACAAAGACCCUACCUGAGGGGAGCUGGGCCAUAUGCUUCAAGGCCAGGUGCAGGUUCUUUCGACAGGCUGGCUGAGGGUCGUUCAGCAGGUAGGACAAGGCAAGGAUGACAUCAUGCUCUAAAAAGCCCUCUCUGAGGAAAAGAAUUCAGAUUUAGGCACAAUUAAGACCAUGCCCUGAGAGGAUACCGUAAGAGCAAGGAGGAAGGUGCCCACCCACCACUGGCACAGACCACAUUCCUCCGGCUCCCAGGGAGAAGCAAAAGGCCAGAGGUGGACAAUCAAUUACGGCAUCUCUAGAGGCCAUGAGAGCAGUGCGGCUUGUGUGGCGGUGCAAGGAACCACAUGUUGGAAUCACACAGCUCUGGCCCUUCCUCAGCUAGGACUCUGCUCUUUGUACCCCUGGAUGCUUCCUUUCACUCUUGUGAGCGUCAAUCCUAUUAUCUGUAAAAUGAGGAUGAGGCAACAGAAUUCACAACUGACCAACCCUGACUUCAGGGAUCCACCCACUGGGGCAGACACCCACUGAUGCUCCAGGCUGUGCAAUCCCUGCCCCUCGAAGCCCCUGCCUCUUCCCCAGCUGAAUGGGGAGCCUGCCAACAGCCAGAUGCUUGCCUCCAAACCUAUGCAUGCCCGUUAUGCUGCUUGUUAUAAUUAUAUAAGUUAAUUAACUAUUAGGGAAGCCAA